UUGCCACAUGUCCCAUCCACUACACGUCUUUCUGAUAACCUAACUUAGUCGAUCCUAACCUAUAAAAUAAACAAAACAGCCGUAGUUUCUGUAUUUCUGUGGAAAAUCACAUUACCUCAACAAAUACUCAUCUCAAUCGCUGAACAGUUUCGAAUCCGCACGAAAAUAUCUAAGAAAAAACAAUAUCCUCCAAAAUGUCGUCGCCCUGCAGUGACAUAAUAGACGACAUCGAGGACCUGAUAUCAUCCCAGGACAUAACGCCGAAGGAGCGUUACAGCACCAAGAAAAACGUGACAGUGCGAGCCAAGCGAAAAAAGGACAUCCGCGAAGCUCCGGAGGCUACAAUCCUGUCCAGCGUCAUUCCAGGCACGCAAACAAUCUACGUGAAGACCUGGGGCUGCACGCACAACAGUUCAGAUAGCGAAUACAUGGCUGGUCAGCUGGCAGCGUACGGCUAUAAUUUGACAGAGGACAAAAGCCAGGCUGAUCUGUGGUUGUUAAAUUCAUGUACGGUAAAAAACCCAGCCGAAGAUCAUUUCAGGAAUGAAAUCGAGCUCGGCAGAUGCAGCGGCAAGCACGUUGUAGUCGCUGGCUGCGUGCCUCAGGGUGCACCGAAAACAGGUUUCCUGUCCGGUCUGAGCGUAAUUGGCGUCCAGCAGAUCGACCGGGUGGUCGAGGUGGUCGAGGAGACGUUGAAAGGAAACUCGGUUAGAUUUCUGGGUCAGAAGAAAGAGCAGGGAAAGAAAAUCGGCGGAGCUUCGCUGGCCCUGCCGAAAGUCAGGCGGAACCCACUGAUCGAGAUCAUCGCCAUAAACACAGGCUGCCUGAACCAGUGCACCUACUGUAAAACAAAGCACGCGAGAGGCGAAUUGGGCAGCUAUCAACCGGACGAGAUAAUUGAGCGUGCCAAGCAGGCCUUUUCCGAGGGCGUCUGUGAACUCUGGCUUACCUCUGAGGACACAGGGACCUACGGCCGUGAUAUCGGCUCCAGCCUUCCGGAGCUCCUCUGGAGACUCGUGGAAGUCGUGCCCGAGGGCUGCAUGAUGCGUAUCGGGAUGACAAACCCCCCCUACAUCCUGGAGCACCUUGAAGAGAUGGGCAAAAUUCUUCAACAUCCCAGAGUCUACAGUUUUCUGCACGUCCCUGUUCAGUCGGGCAGCGAUCAGGUGCUCGCAGAUAUGAAGAGAGAGUAUUGCUGCGCUGACUUUGAACAGGUUGUUAAUUUCCUGCAAGCCCGGGUACCGGGCGUCACCAUUGCCACGGACAUAAUAUGCGGUUUUCCUACCGAGACAGACAACGACUUUGAGGACACCAUGACCCUCUGCAAAAAGUACAAGUUCCCAAGUCUGUUCAUCAACCAGUUUUAUCCCAGGCCUGGAACUCCGGCUGCAAGGAUGGACAAGGUUCCUGCUCAGGAAGUCAAAAAGAGAACGAAAAAGUUGUCCGAAUUUUUUCAGUCCUACGAACCGUACGGUCACAAAGUUGGCCAGGUUCAAAAUGUUCUCGUCACUGAGAUUUCUCACGACAAGAAACACUUCGUUGGGCACAACAAGUUCUAUGAACAGGUUUUGGUGCCCAUGAGGGAUGGGUUCAUGGGUAAGAUGGUUCAGGUACGAAUCAUAUCCGCCACCAAACAUUCUAUGAAAGGACAGCCGCUCGAUGAAGGAAUCUCUGCGUCGAUCAGAACUCCGCUGCCCAAAGGGAUUGUCUCCGGUAUUAUUGAAGUUGCCGAAACCAAACAAUCCGAACCAUCCAAAUACAGACUGUUUGCUCUCAUUGCAAUUUUCUUGGCGGUGUUGGCCAGAUUUUUAUGGAAACUUUUAAACGUUUGAUUAUCACUAUUUUAGGAUAAAGAAUUUGUCCGUGUUGUUUAUUUUUACUGGAAUCAUUUUCACUAUUAAAAGAAACAAUGCGGAAUUAUAUUUAUUUAUUUGUUCCCAUGUAAAUAUAUAACUGUAUAUAACUGUUAUUGAUAUGACGAUUUCGUAAACUCAGAUGUAUUUAUAAUUUCGAAAUUUAACGAAUUUCAAAAUUAUUAUAACUGUUAUUAUUAUGUAAAUAUUGCUUGGCAUGUGAGGUAUAAAUUCUUGACAAUACGAAAGUCAAAACUCUAAAUAGAUAUCCGAUGGUUGAAAAUCUAUUGUUUGAAAUUCAUAUUAGGGAAUCCAAAUGUCUUUCGUUUUGUUUGUUGUCAGGACAAAGAAUUUUGCGACAUCAAAUGGUUUCUUGCCAAAGCUUUGGCUUGAUUGUUAUCUGACUAGUAAAUUGAAUACCAAAUAAUCCUAAGUAUCGAUUUCAUGAUUUUAUGAUCGAGAUGUGCAUAGUAAUGGCAGUAGUAAACUGAUCCGAUAUAUUUUUUACAUCUUGAUCAAAGUUCUUAUUUGCUUAAAAUGCGAUUUUGUUUAUUCUAGUAAAUUCAUUGUGAAUAGAUCACUAGAAAGAUGACAAUCUUACUUUUUCACGAG
This is a messenger RNA of Neodiprion fabricii, 2465 nucleotides long. Its product is annotated as threonylcarbamoyladenosine tRNA methylthiotransferase. The transcript has a single exon. Bases 195 to 1832 code for a protein of 545 amino acids. Gene Ontology annotation, biological process: tRNA methylthiolation. Lineage: Eukaryota; Metazoa; Arthropoda; Insecta; Hymenoptera; Diprionidae. The record is from RefSeq and is a predicted model, not a curated record. Gene Ontology annotation, molecular function: 4 iron, 4 sulfur cluster binding; tRNA (N(6)-L-threonylcarbamoyladenosine(37)-C(2))-methylthiotransferase activity. Gene Ontology annotation, cellular component: endoplasmic reticulum.